Messenger RNA from Symsagittifera roscoffensis, 1738 nucleotides. RefSeq lists its product as uncharacterized. NCBI's taxonomy places the organism in Eukaryota, Metazoa, Xenacoelomorpha, Acoela, Convolutidae. The record is from RefSeq and is a predicted model, not a curated record. The coding region runs from base 12 to 1340 and encodes 442 amino acids. The transcript has 3 exons.
UACGAGAUAUCAUGAGAGAUCUGCACAUACUCUACGUCACAGUUCAGCCAGAAAUAGAGCCCCUCUCUCUAUAUGAUCACAUUGUACCUGCCGGCGGCGGCGGGGCCGAAAGGGGCGAAGGAGGAGGGGGAUUGGAGAAGGGAACAGGGAUGAGGGAGUGUCUGUUGGACUGUCCUGCGGGUGAAAUGGACUCGUGUCGCGACAGACAAUGUUGCGGGGGCAGUGUGGACCCCUAUAUUGACAUCGCCUCGUUCAGAAGGCGGUCGGAGUCAAUCAGUGCGGUGGAGCAUCAUUUGCUGAAGCGACUCCCGAACAGAAUAUCCUCCCCCUCCUCCGCCCACACCAACCCUCAAGCCCAUCCUCAUCCCUCCCACUCCCAUACCCAUUCGCAUCAGUGUACUUCACAUAAUUGCCAAAAUAACCACACCAAAACAGACUCUCCCGUUCUGAGGAAGGUUAGAAACCACAAGACCAACAAGCCGUCUAGUCAAUCGGAACAAUCGGAACCGGAAAAUAUUCAUCAAGGAGUGAUAGAGAACAGAUACUGUCUGCACCAUGGCGACCAUAGGGAGUAUUGGGGACCUGGAAGACCGGGCCACACGUGCGACCAUGAAGAUCAUUAUGGCCAUGACUGCCCUGAUCAUGGAGAUCAUCACAACUGCCGCCAGUUUGAAGGCAACCAAGCAAAUUGGGAUCUGGAUACACAUCGUGUUCAAAAUCAAGGUCAAAUUGUAGACGACUUUGAAGUAGGUGAUACGCAUUUUCAAUUGAAUGCCAUUGGCAGACAAAUAAAUGAUACAGACCAGUAUCGCCAGUCUAGGAACAACAAACGCAAUCAAAAACAGGAAAAAUUGGGCCGCAAAAACAGAAAUCAAGUUGUUUUCAAAUGCGACCAGCAGGAAUUUACCGCAACAAAUCGGGUCGGCGAUGACCGAAACCGAAUCGGGACAGAUUUGGACAUAGCAGGGAAGCCAAAGGAUUCUGGUUUUAAAGGUAAAAAGGGAAAAAGUAUGGAAGGGAAGGGGAUUCAUGUGUUGGGGGGAGGGGAGACGGGGGAUACGAAUGAGGGAAGCACCCCUUUCAGACGUUCCAAGGAUAAUGACACCAAAAAUGGGGAGGCGGGAGAGGGGGAGGGGUUAGUGGAGUUGCACCCUUUGACAGAAGAUAAAAGUUCGGACAAGUGUUCCCAAAUUGAGUUUCCCCGACUGAGUGGGAGUGGGGCGGGGGCGAGUGGGGCGCCGGAACAGGAUCAAAGUUGCGAGCAAGAUAUGACUCAUAACUGCACCAUGGCUGACAUGACCGUGUUUUGUUCGUUCACGGAAAGCGAACCUUCAGAGUAGACAAAAUACUCCGCGAAUCAGAUUUGAGUUCAAAAUUUCGAAGCAAAUAAUGAUUUUCCCCCGUUAAACUAGUUGCAAGCCAGAAUCGAAACCUGGAGUUUUGCAGAAAUAUGUUCCGAAAACAUAUUUGUAUUUAAAAAUAGAGCCUGAAACUGGCUUACAGGAGGUAAAGAGAAGAAAGUUCAGACAAUGAAUAGACUGAAACGAAAAAAAAAAUCAAUUUAGUCAACCAUUUUUGUAACUUCUUUUAUUACUUUUUAGUUAUUAUGAUGGUGUUGUGGACUCAAUUAGUAUAUAAGUUUCAAUAGUAGAAGUUAUUGAUUUGAUUUAAAUUCUGACAGUUUCAUUUUAAACUGUUAAUUCAUAUUUCUUCAACUAAAUAAAACAUUUGACAACAA